Messenger RNA from Sinocyclocheilus grahami, 1683 nucleotides. RefSeq names its product methylmalonic aciduria and homocystinuria type D homolog, mitochondrial-like. Bases 63 to 1016 code for a protein of 317 amino acids. The transcript is spliced from 8 exons. The record is from RefSeq and is a predicted model, not a curated record. Gene Ontology annotation, biological process: cobalamin metabolic process. NCBI's taxonomy places the organism in Eukaryota, Metazoa, Chordata, Actinopteri, Cypriniformes, Cyprinidae. Gene Ontology annotation, cellular component: mitochondrion.
UUUAAAGCGCCUUUGUUGAGCUCCUCUGUAAACAAAGUUUUGGACCUAUUUUGCAAUCAUCCAUGGAUAUUUUGCAAUCAUCCAUGUUUUCUUGUGAGGUGAACUGUAAACAAGAGAAGCCCAACAGGAUGACCAGUGUGCUUUGCAGCAGAGCUCGGCUGGUGACAUACCUGCCAGGGCUUCACGUUCUAGUUCAUCGUGUUGUUGGAGCCAGGACUUUCUCCGGGGCGUCCGGCUCAGAUGAGACACACCUUCACAGCAGUACCCCUGACACUGCACAAAGGACAGUGUGGCCGGACGAGACCAUGGGCCCGUUCGGACCUCAGGAUGAACGUUUCCAGUUGCUGGGUAACAUGGGUUUUGACUGUCAUUUGGAGGAUCCAGUGGAGCAGAGGACCUCACCGAUUCACGGCGUGAUGCCAGACGUGCUCACUGCUCAGUCCAGCAGCGAGAGGCACAACUUCAUCCUGGCCCAGUUCAUCAAUGAGCUUCAUGAAAGUGAUAAAACAUCCACAGAACAGAACGUGGAUAAAGCAGAGCACUUCUUCGAUCAUUCCAGUGUGGAGUGUGCCAUUCAGUCUUGCCCUGAAUUGAUAAAAAAAGAUUUUGAGUCCAUGUUCCCUGAGGCCCCGUCGACCGGCAUGAUGGUGGUCACAGUGACGCAGAAAACACAGAACGACAUGACGGCCUGGACUGAGCAAGUGGACCAGGAGAGAGAAGAGCUGCUCGCAAAAUUUGUUUCAGGUGCAAAGGAGAUAUGCCAUGCUCUCCGAACAGAAGGAUUCUGGGCUGAUUUCAUUGACCCAUCGUCUGGACUUGCAUUCUUUGGUUCAUACACAAACAACACGCUCUUUGAAACGGAUGAAAGGUAUCGCCAUUUAGGUUUUCAGAUCGAGGACCUGGGCUGUUGUAAAGUGAUUCGGCACAUCAUGUGGGGGACGCACGUUUUUGUGGGCACACUUUUCACCACAGCGCCACCCAACAGCCAGAUCAUGAAGAAGCUACAAGGGAACUAAAGUUAAUUAGUUAAGGAUGCUGAGUCGGCUUGGGAACACUAUUAAUAUCUAAAACAAACCUCACCUUGAGAUGAUUAUCGCAAUCAAAACACACUUACAUCCCAUAAUGCACUGUGCGGGCGUCUGAGUGCAAGAGCGAGUUGCGGCGUGUUUGAGUGAGUUGCUACUUUUUUCCUUUUCCUUUGGUUUGUAUAGAUAUUUUGGUUUAGUGUAGAUUUAAUUGUCGCAAUUGUCACAAUUAUCGCCCGCAUAGUGAAGUUGCCCAGGGGCUGCUGCUGCUGGAAAUUUGUAUUUAUUUUUGUAGAUCAAAAAGCACUUUUGGUGGGACUUUUAUUUUGGGUGCGUGUGCUACAGAGGGAAGUUCUGUGUCACAUGUCCAGCAUCUUUCAGUCUCUCUCUUCCUCUAUGUUGCCUUUCUUCUACCACAUACUUCAAUGGAACUAAAAUGUGACAGCUAAACCAUUGCUCCAUUGUUUGUGUGAACAGUUUGGAACUGAUGACCUUCACAUAAAACCAUCCCAUAAUCUAAAUGGUUGAGCUACCAAGAUAUAAGGCCUUCAUCACUCAGUAGUGACAUGCAUUUCAAGUAACUAGUAAAUGCAACUAGAAUUAGGCUGAUAAUUGGUUUGACAGAUUUUCUUAUACUCUGUUGAAGUAAAAAAAUAAA